GCCCAGAUCAACCCCCCUUCGCUACACGCUGCCCCUAUCGAUCCCUUCGUAAAAGAUGCUCUUUCUCCAUUCUACAAGGACAAAAUUUGGUUAGGACGAACUUAGGAAUGCAGGCAAUUUACUGUAGCUCUAACCCUAGUCUGCCUUUCUUGACUGCCUUUCUGGAUAACGGCACUCCCCAAACAUUCUCUCCCAGCCAAACUUCCCUCCUCCUUUUCCACUCCGCCCAGAAGAGCUGCUGCUGCGGUGGCAGCCUGAGAUUCCCCUCGGGAAAACGUCCUGUAAGAAGAGCAGCAGCUGGGAAACAGCUGGACCCAGGAGAAGCCUCAGAGCAUUAGGAUCCCGGGGAGCUGCCUCGCCGGCCCCGCCCCUUGGUCCGCCUUGGUGGUGCUGCCGCUUUCUCUUCUGUCUCUCUCGCCCCUUCUCUCGUCCCUCUCGCCUUCCCUGCCAGCAUUUCCCUCGCUCUUUCAACUCUGAGCUCAGCUCAGUGAGCCACAAGCUGCGACUCAGAGGAGGGGGAAGUGGAGGCAAGCUGCAGAGAGGGUAGUGAUUGCCCUCGGAGAAAACCCUACUCCCUGUGUUGGAAACCGUAAUCAGGAGGCAAGAGUCAGAAGAAACUGCCUAGCAUCAGAAGCGACGGCAACCAAAGGGCAUCUGCCAGGAUCUGCCUCCUCCUAAUACCAGAGCAGAACACAAGGGAUUUGUUGGAUUUCUUGAAAGUGGGGUGGGAGUCCUGUAAGAGACUCCAUUUGGCGAGUUCCUCUAGCUGCUGUGGCUGCUUCUUUCUGUCUUCUCAUCCUCUCUCUGGAAGCAGUUUUAGCGGAGCGGGGUGACUGAAUCCGUGCGGGCUAAGGGGGAAGGGAGAGCAUGACGUAUGGGACAGAAACGAAGCCAAGUCUGUUGGAAGAAGCCUAAGGAAGCGUCCUGGUUCCUGUCUCCCUAACCCUCUUCACCUUUGCAAGGCCAAACGUUGGACCUCUCUGGCAUCCUGGUGAUAGUCUGGAAUGCUUGUAAUGUCCAAGAAAUGAAAGCGCUGUGCACUUCAGUUCUUGUUGUGUGAGUUUGCUCUGACUUCCCUUCCCCCAAUCCCCAGGAAUUCAAUGCUGUAUGGGAUACUCCCAUCCUGACCUGCCUAAGAAAGGAUUGCCAUGCUCAAGGAAGAGAAAAGAAAGAAAAGAAAAAUAGCUACCUUGUUGAGAUUCUUUUUCUCCCAUUUGACUGGUUGACUUCAAGAUGGGCAGAGGAGAGAUACUCAGGUGACUGAAGAGGAAAAAAAAUGUUAGGUUUCACAGGUUGUAAUGCACUGAAAAGAUGACUUUAAUACAAGAAGACAUGGGAAAUGCAUGAUUUAUGUCAUGACAUAUUGAUGACAACAAAGCUUUUUCAGACAGCAGUCAGCAGAGGCUAGAAAACCUGCAGCUUUGCCAACUAAGAAGGACUCGUGAAUUUCUUUUUUUUUCAGGUUUCAGUGCUGUUGGUUUCUCCAAAAAUGGGGGAAAAUAGAUUUCAAAGAAUGAAGGCUAUAAAAUCAGGAAGGACAGAAGCAGUAAUUCCAACCACCAAGUUCACCAUAGAAAAUGCAGUACUUUAUUUGAAUCUGUGAAAAAAAAAUCACAUUAGCAUGUGUGGUGACCUCAUAACUUGUGUAAUAAUGACUUCAAAAUUGUAUUUUGGAACACUUUUAUUAUUUUCUUUCUUUUAAAGUGUGUGCUUUCAGCUGGUGAUAUAAGCUUGUCUUGUACCAUAGAGGAAAUAAUUAAUUCUUUACAUAUAAUGUGGCAAAAGAUUUACUGGCUUUAAGGUUCCUUGAGUUUUAGUGGUAUUAUAACUAUGUCAUGCACAUAUAAAAUCUAAGUUUUCACUUUUCUUGGCCACUUAUUUUGAAUCAGUUACAUACCAGCUGAAUCUCAGUGGAAGAUUUACAUUUUUUUUUUUAUCAAGGCCUUAAAUGUACAUUUUUAUAGUCAGUAGAUGAGUCAAUGUAAUGAGCAAUAUGCUUGACAUGUAUGCCUGAAGGAAAAGAACUGCCUAAUGGAUCAUGGCGCUAAUGUUUACAAGACAUUUCUUAUUUUUGUUAGUGUUAGUAAUGUUUGUUCACUCCAGUUUUGAAGAAUCUAUAAGCAAUUACUCUGAAUGGGCUGGUUUUGCAGAUGAUAUUGAUCAAUAUAAGACACAACAAGUUCAAGAUUUCAGUCACAACCAAAAACUGAAAAAAGGGAGUUUCCAUCCAAGUUUAUAUUUUGACGCUAGAGACAUCCAAGCACUGAGACAAAAGUCUCGCACAAGCCAUUUGCAUCUUUUUAGAGUUAUCAGAAGUGCAGUUACAGUGAUGCUGUCCAACCCAACAUACUACCUACCUCCACCCAAGCAUGCUGAUUUUGCUGCAAAGUGGAAUGAAAUUUAUGGUAAUAAUCUCCCUCCCUUAGCAUUUUAUUGUUUGUUGUGCCCAGAUGACAAAGCUGCCUUUGAAUUUGUCUUAGAAUACAUGGAUAGGAUGGCUGGCUACAAAGACUGGCUAGUUGAGAAUGCUCCGGGGGAUGAGGUGCCACUUGGCCACUCCUUAACAGGUUUUGCCACUGCCUUUGACUUCUUAUACAACUUAAUCGAUAAUCACAGAAGACAAAAGUAUCUGGAUAAGAUAUGGGCUGUCACUGAGGAAAUGUAUGAGUAUUCUAAGGUUCGUGCGUGGGGAAAACAACUUCUCCACAACCACCAAGCCACAAAUAUGCUGGCACUGCUCACUGGUGCCCUGGUGACUGGAGUGGAGAAAGCAUCUCAAGCAAAUAUUUGGAAACAGGUGGUAGUGGAUGUGAUGGAAAAGACCAUGUUUUUGCUUAAUCAUAUUGUGGAUGGCUCUUUGGAUGAAGGUGUAGCUUAUGGAAGCUACACUGCCAAGUCUGUCAUACAGUAUGUUUUCUUGGCCCAGCGUCACUUUAAUAUCAAUAACUUGGAGAACAACUGGUUGAAAAUGCACUUUUGGUUUUAUUUUGCUACCCUCUUGCCAGGUUUUCAGAGAACAGUGGGUAUAGCAGAUUCCAACUAUAACUGGUUUUAUGGGCCAGAGAGCCAACUAGUAUUCCUGGAUAAAUUUGUAUUAAAGAGUGGAGCUGGCAACUGGUUAGCCCAGCAAAUUAGAAAGCACCGGCCUAAGGAUGGUCCAAUGGUUCCUUCUACUGCCCAGCGGUGGAGUACUCUUCACACUGAAUAUAUCUGGUAUGAUUCAGAACUCACUCCACAACCUCCUGCUGACUAUGGCACUGCUAAAUUGCAUAUAUUCCCUAAUUGGGGGGUGGUCACUUAUGGGGCUGGCCUGCCAAACACACAGACCAAUACCUUUCUGUCUUUUAAAUCUGGAAGAUUGGGUGGCCGAGCAGUCUAUGAUAUAGUUCACUUUCAGCCAUAUUCCUGGAUUGAUGGCUGGCGAAGCUUCAACCCAGGUCAUGAACACCCUGACCAAAACUCUUUUACUUUUGCACCAAAUGGACAGGUGUUUGUUUCUGAGGCCCUCUAUGGGCCCAAGCUAAGCCACCUCAAUAAUGUUCUGGUGUUUGCCCCAUCACCUUCAAGCCAGUGCAAUCAGCCUUGGGAGGGCCAACUUGGGGAAUGUGGCCAGUGGCUCAGGUGGACAGGUGAAGAAGUUGGUGAUGCAGCUGGAGAAAUUAUAACAGCCUCCCAGCAACAGGAAAUGAUGUUUGUGAGUGGGGAGGCUGUGACAGCUUAUUCUUCUGCAAUGAAACUGAAAAGUGUGUAUCGUGCUUUGCUUCUCUUAAAUUCCCAAACCUUGCUCGUUGUGGAUCACAUUGAGAAGGAAGAGGACUCUCCAAUUAAUUCCGUCAGUGCCUUUUUUCAUAAUCUGGAUAUUGAUUUUAAAUAUGUCCCAUACAAGUUUAUGAACCAAUAUAAUGGAGCCAUGAUGGAUGUCUGGGAUGCCCAUUAUAAAAUGUUUUGGUUUGAUGAUCAUGGCAAUAGCCCCAUAGCGACCAUACAGGAAGCUGAACAAGCUGCUGAAUUCAAGAAACGGUGGACUCAGUAUGUGAAUGUGACAUUUCGAAUGGAAACUACUAUGAGCAGAAUUGCAUAUAUUUUCCAUGGACCCUAUGUCAAUGUUUCCAACUGUAAAUUUAUUGAUAAUUCUAAGUCUGGAUUUCAGAUUUCACUAAAUGUCAACAACAGUGACCAUGUUGUUUCCAUUGUAACAGAUUACCGUAAUCUGAAGACCCGGUUCAAUUAUCUGGGAUUUGGUGGCUUUGCUAAUGUAGCACAUCGAGACCAAAUUAUCCAUUUUGGUUUAGGCACUGAAACUAGAGAAAAACCAGUAAGAAAUAGUAGUGUUGCUUUUCCCUUUGGUUUUAAAAUCAAUAUGAUAGUAGGGUUGAUUUUGGGUGUGAGUUUGAUGAUUUUAGCUUUUCAGUGGAGAUUUUACCUUUCAUUUAGUAAACUAAUGCGUUGGAUCCUAAUCAUGGUUAUAACAUUGUGGUUCAUUGAAUUGUUGGAUGUGUGGAGUACUUGUACUCAGCCUAUCUGUGCCAAAUGGAGCAGUGACAUGAUGAGCACAGAGGCCAAAACAAGCAAAAGAUCCAAGCACUCUGAAGGACACCCCAUUGCUCUGCCAGAUGUUGUCAUUACCUCACUCCCAAGUUCAGGAGCAGAAAUCCUAAAGCAGCUCUUUUUUAACAGCACUGACUUUCUGUACAUUAGGGUCCCAACAACCUACCUUGAUAUCCCUGAAACUGAAUUUGAAAUAGACUCAUUUGUAGAUGCCUGUGAGUGGAGGGUGUCAGACAUUCAGGGUGGUCAUUUCCGUUUGCUCAGAGGCUGGCUGCAAUCUUUAGUCCAGGACACAAAACUUCAUUUGCAAAACAUUCGUCUUCAUGAACCCAGUAGGAGUAAACUCACUCAAUACUCCACAAUGAACAAAGACAAAAAGAGAAGAUUAAAAAAGAGAGAGUCUUUGCUGGAACAAAAAAGUAAAAUGAAAGGCAGUUUAGACAGAGAUGCUGAAUAUAUUAGAGACCUAAGGAGACACCUUAUCUUUUACCCAAGUGCACGUCCUGUACUCAGUUUAAGCAGUGGAAGCUGGACCUUAAAGCUUCAUUUCUUUCAAGAAGUUAUAGGGUCUUCAAUGAGGGCAUUGUACAUUGUAAGGGACCCUCGGGCAUGGAUCCACUCAAUGUUGUAUAAUAGCAAACCAAGCCUUUAUUCCUUAAAGAAUGUUCCUGAGCACUUAGCUAUGCUCUUUAAGGUACAAAGAGAUAAAGACAAAUGCAACUUGAAUUCAGGCUAUGCUUUUGAAUACGAGUCAUUGAGGAAAGAGAUAUCAGAUCCCAAAUCAAGUCCAGUGUCCUUACUGGCUCAUUUGUGGCUAGCAAACACAGCAGCAGCACUGAGAAUCAAUAAGGAUUUGCUGCCCACCAAUUAUCAGCUGGUCAGGUUUGAAGAUAUUGUGAAUUUCCCUCAGAAGACAACUGAAAAAAUUUUUACCUUUCUUGGCAUUCCUUUAUCUCCUGCUAGUUUAAACCAAAUAUUGUUUGCUACUUCCACAAAUCUUUUUUAUCUUCCAUAUGAAGGGGAAAUAUCACCAACUAACAUUAACAUUUGGAAACAAAACAUGCCUAUUGGAGAAAUUAAGAUGAUUGAAGACAUCUGCUGGACACUAAUGGAUCUUCUAGGAUAUCCAAAGUUUACGGACUGAAUGCUGCAGGUCGGCAGUCAUUUGCACUAUGAUUUCCAACCCAAUUUGUGGAUAAGAAUUAGAAGAGUUUGUUUAUUCUUGUAAAAUGUGUGUGUGUGUGUGUGUGUGUAUGUAUGUUUAGUCUGUUACUUGCACAGAGAGAUUAUUUAAAAAAAAUGACAGACACCAUAUUUGGCCUCACAGGAUUUAUUUUUACUUUAAAACAACUUUUGCUGCCUUUCUGUCAGAAACUUGACAAGCUAAAUUUUGUUUGAUUUGUUUUGAAAGGGUGAUUGGGUUGGGUGUUGGGGAUGAAAGGGAAGAGGGAAAUGAGAAGACUCAAACAGAUUUCUUUAAUUCUAAUAGUUUUCUCUAUCCCUGGGCCUCAGAAACUCCUCUAGUCUUUAGUGUUGCUGCUUUAUCCAAACUUCACUUACUUUCAAGAUGGGCUAGGAAAAAAAAAUAAUCCUCACCUUCUUUCAAAAGGCCCUCUGUUGUGUUUAUCCUACACAAUAGAGCUUAUUUUCCUUUUACUCCCUCUAAAUUGAAUGAAUGGGGAGGUAGUGAAAGCUCCUAACAUGCGAUUGGAUGCUAUUCCCAAGUGUUAUAAAGGUAUAAUCUAAUGGGUUUUGGAUAGAUGGGAAAGUAAAUCACCAGAAAAGUCACUUUAGACUCCUUUAUUUCAGAAAUAGUAAGGAAUACUUAGCUUUUGAACAAUAGAUAUGACAGCUAUGACCUUCUGAUUGUUACUUUUUAGGAUUGUUACAAAUGCCCUUGUUAUUUUCUUUGCCUCCUGAAAGUCACCAACAUUUUGUGCUAUACUAUAUCCUUGCAUCCCUACUUUCAUGGGUCCAAAUGCUUAGUAUUACCUUUUUGAAACAGUCUCUUUCUCUCUUCUGGCCACUUUUGUACAUGAGUCCAAUUUAGAUACAGAAUAAAAUUUUUGUAGACAGACAGACAACCUUAAUAAUUUCUUUGGUCUAUAAUUGUUUUCUUUUUCCCUUUAAUGUCAUAGGGGUACUUUUUACCAAUAUUUCUUUCUAAUGGGAACACCAAGAAUUUCAAUCUUCCCAAUUUGUGCUCAGCAUUCUUUUGAACAUGUGUACAUACUGUAAAUGUCUGCAGAUGUGCAAAUCAAAUUGGAGAUGAUGUCAGAGACAUCUGUUUCCUUUACCAUCUGCAUUUUAUUACAAAUGUAGUCGUCAUGGAAUAUGGCUCAUUUUAUUUUUGUAGGAUUUGAAAUCAGAAUGUUGUGCUAUUAUAAUAUGCUGGUGGAAUAAUUACAGUGUACUGAAUGAAAACCAUUAGGUAAUGUCAAGACGUGAUGAAAUUCUCUGUAUAGAUUGCAGCCCCUUUCCUGAUGUUUAAAUUUGUCGUUUCCCCUAAGCCCUACAACAUUUGUGACCUAGAUAAAAGUGACUCUUUCUCAGUCAUUUGUUAUUAUGUCAAAAUGUGCCUCCAGCGUGAUAAAGCUGUUGAUAUGUUGCAUUCCAGCUCAACUUAACUUGAGUGUUGUUUUUCUUUGAUUAUAGAAAGAGUGAACAGGAGGUGGUUCUCCUUUUCAUUUCUGAAAACUUGUACAACAAAAUGUCAAACUAAAUGAAAAUUAUUUUUAACUAGGUUGGAGUCUCUGAACUGGGCUCGAAUCAAUUUACCCCAAAGUAACAUUUUCUCUAACUCAGUGUUAUGGUUAGGCAUAUGUAAAAUUGUUAAGUAGUUGCCAACAAUAUUUCUACUAUUUGACAGAAUUUGCAAUUUGCUUUCAUUGGCCAGGGCUUGUGAUGAUGAAUCCAAAAGGGGAAAAAAAAUGACAUCUUCUGUUGAAGAUAAGAAUGAAAAGUAAAGGAUGCAGAGGAAAUUAUUUGUCUUAUUGUACCAUAAAUGAACACUUAAUCUUAAAAAGAGUAAAUUCUUAUGUCACUGUAGAGAGAGAAAAGGAGGAAAGGAAUGACAUUAAUAAAAAUAUACUAAAA
Messenger RNA from Monodelphis domestica (gray short-tailed opossum), 7644 nucleotides. It is a transcript of the gene DSEL, whose product is annotated as dermatan sulfate epimerase like. The record is from RefSeq and is a predicted model, not a curated record. NCBI's taxonomy places the organism in Eukaryota, Metazoa, Chordata, Mammalia, Didelphimorphia, Didelphidae. Gene Ontology annotation, molecular function: chondroitin-glucuronate 5-epimerase activity; sulfotransferase activity.